Dendronephthya gigantea is the source of this 2625-nucleotide messenger RNA. Its product is annotated as mitogen-activated protein kinase 14-like. The transcript is spliced from 13 exons. The coding region runs from base 125 to 976 and encodes 283 amino acids. Lineage: Eukaryota; Metazoa; Cnidaria; Anthozoa; Malacalcyonacea; Nephtheidae. Gene Ontology annotation, molecular function: MAP kinase activity; ATP binding. Gene Ontology annotation, biological process: intracellular signal transduction; protein phosphorylation. The record is from RefSeq and is a predicted model, not a curated record. Gene Ontology annotation, cellular component: nucleus; cytoplasm.
UUUAGUAUGUUCAUCAGAUGAUAAAGAACUGGAUGAAAAGGUGGCAAUAAAGAAAUUCUCCAGACCAUUUCAAUCAUUAAUUCAUGCAAAGAGAACAUUCAGAGAAAUAAAACUGUUAAGGCAUAUGGAUCAUGAAAAUAUUAUUGGAAUAUUGAAUAUAUUUACACCACAACUAUCUAUGGAUGAUUUUCAAGAUGUAUAUAUGGUUACACAGUUGAUGGGUGCAGACCUAAAUAGCAUCAUAAAAUGUCAACAAUUAUCAGAUGAUCAUGUAAAGUUUCUGAUCUACCAAGUUUUAAGAGGAUUAAAGUAUAUUCACUCAGCAGGUGUCGUCCACAGGAAUUUGAAACCAAGUAGUAUAGCAGUGAAUGAGGACUGUGAGUUGAGGAUUUUAGAUUUUCGUCUUGCACGAAUGGUAGAUAAUGAAAUGACAGGGUAUGUUAUGACACGAUGGUACAGAGCUCCUGAGAUUAUGUUGAACUGGAUGCAUUACAACCAAACAGUUGAUAUUUGGUCCGUUGGAUGUAUCAUGGCUGAAUUACUAACUUCAAAGAUUCUAUUUCCUGGCACUGAUCACAUUGACCAACUAACGAAGAUUUUAAAAGUGGUUGGCAAACCAGACGCAACUUUUGUGAAUAAAAUAUCAAGUGAAACAGCCAGAAACUACGUGAGGCAAAUGCCAGAAUACAAGAAACAACCUUUCAAGGAGGUAUUCACGGGGGCAAACGAUCAGGCGAUCGAUUUACUGGAGAAAAUGUUGCGACUUGAUGCAGAUAUAAGGAUUACAGCAGAAGCUGCAUUAGAUCAUCCAUAUCUCGAAAUGUACGCAGAUCAUGAUGACGAGCCCGUGUGCAAUGAAAGAUUUGUCGAGCCACCCUUUCAGCCUGAUGAUAUAGACUUUUGGAGAAAAGUAACCUUUGACGAAAUUCUUGACUACCAAUCAUCAAAGCAGACUGCAGAAGCAAUGGAGACAUAAGAAGCGAAGUUUUCGCUUGAAUAUGUAAAUUAAUUAAAAAGAGCAACAAGAGCAUCGUCCUUGCAUGUAUCAAAGCUGUAAUAUAUCUUUACAGUUAGAAGGGCGCUUAUAUAUAUUUAUAUAUAUAUUUAUAUAUGUAUAAGCGCCCUGAUAGUUAGCGUAUAUCAUACGCUUUCGUCUACAUGUUGGCAUUCAAGCGCGCAGAAAUUUGUGUAAAAAUAUUGUCUUUACAAUUUGCUUUAUCAAACAACAGUGAUCAAACGAGAUUACUACAAAUACAAUAAUGUAUAACCUGACAAUGCCUUAUAAACAUGAUUUAUCACCCCCUGUCGAAUUUUCACUGCAAAAUGACUCGUGUUUUGAAACGGCAAACGUACCGUUUUUAAACGUGAAACGUACGUUUUAAAAUCGCACGCCGCAAGCUUGAACGCAAAUGGUAAUAUUAUACAUUAUAGUAGUAAAAGCAAUUUGAUUGACUAAUAGUUGACAGAUAAAUCGCGCAAUCACUCUGCUGCUAGCAGAUAACUGCAUGAGUUAUCUGCAAGUGAGCCUGAUUAACAAGCGGUAUUCAUUUGAAUGUAUUUAUGUAUUAAUAAUUGAUGUUAUUUUUGAUGUUGCUAUUACUGUAAAUAAGGUUUUUCAUUCGUUAAUACUAUGUUUACUAUUCUUCAAAUGUAUAAUAAAACAUUUAUUGAAUUCGGUUUUUGUGAUAUGCAGAGUUAUCAAGCUCUCGGUAAGCGUUAUCAGCCUCUCCUUCGGCUCAGCUGAUAACGCUUACCUCGACCUUGAUAACUCUGCAUAUCGCAAACACCUCAUCCAAUAAUUGUUUAAGAAUAAUUAAUAUAUUUAGCAAUAACAACGCCAUCUUGGAGUUCAUAUUUUCACCACAAUGCAUUUUGGGUAAAUACGAAAAAGCAAUAAUCCAACAGGCUAUUAAAAGGCUAUUUUCCACUCAUCGCAAAAUCAAUUCGCAAAACAUAUAUGCAAACUCGGUAUCUUUUUGCGAUGAGUGGGUCAUGGGUGAGAGUCUUUAGUGACAGUAUUGUCCGAAGUCGUGUAUUUCUCAGUUCAGUACGAUUUUAACUACGCAGAACCAUAUGUAGGCGAAAACAUGUUUUUUAAAACUAGGAAAACAAGACAAACUUUUAAAACUUUGUUAAGAUUUGUGCAUACUAAUAAUUUAUAAUUCUUCAUUGUCUUCAAGAGAGCGGAAAUGACAAUAUAGUUAAUAAUAUAUAAUGUAUCUUGGUUCAAGAUGACAUCACUAUAUUAUAUAUCGAUUGCAAUUUGCCGCAUUGUUUUUGCCUGCGGUUACAGUUUUAUAGCGCAAUUCUUAGCGUAAUACAUUACAGUUUACAAGUAACCGCAACCUUGUAACAAUGCAAUAUAUAUGGACCUUCAACUUGUCGUUAUUCCAUGUAACUUGUCUUACAUCCGCCGAAUGGGCCAAAAAGAGGGAAACCUGUAUGAGGCUUGCGAGGUCUUAUAUGAGAUCGAUCGAUCGGCUUUUACAUGGAUCAGUGGCUAAGCUGAGCGAGCGCGCAAGGGAUUAAAAGCCUGUAGAUUUCCUAUAUCUAUUUUAUUUAAAGCGCCUGGGAACGAGGCUGUAGAUAAAUACGGUCACAUUUCAAAUACUAGAUAUUUCGCGC